Phialemonium atrogriseum is the source of this 3862-nucleotide messenger RNA. RefSeq lists its product as uncharacterized. Gene Ontology annotation, molecular function: serine-type endopeptidase activity; protein binding. The record is from RefSeq and is a predicted model, not a curated record. The annotation marks the transcript as partial. The transcript has 4 exons. Gene Ontology annotation, biological process: proteolysis. Lineage: Eukaryota; Fungi; Ascomycota; Sordariomycetes; Cephalothecales; Cephalothecaceae.
GACUAUGAGGACAGGGACCAGGAGCGGGCUCUAGGAGGCUACGAUGACAACGACGACGACGAUGACGACGACGAUGACGAGGAGGAGGAUGGCAUCUCCAGCCAAACCCCCGAGACUCGGAAGUGGAACAACCUGUUCCGCCAGGCCCGAGAGGAGAUUCUGGAGAAGAAUGGUAAAUUUCAGGAUCCCGAGGUUCUCGGUACGUUCCUGAGCAAAUACCGAGACGUGAUCGGCGAGCCGGUCGAGAAUCAGAAGACAUCGAGCCUGCUUCACCGCAUCGUGGAUAUGGUCAAGCACAACAACAUCAGGUCGUCAGACAUACGCCCUCUGGUCCAUCACAUUGUCAACAAAUGCCCCAGUACCCUCCGCGUUGCCAGCAGCAAAGGCGAGAAUCCCUUAUACCUCGCCAUCGGAUACAAGAAAUGGAUGCUAGUCGAAUAUAUGGUGGAUGGCUGUUCUAAUCCCGAGUACCUCGCUGAUGCGAUCGCGGGCCCUUGCAAGAGCGAUCAGGACAAGACAAGCCUCCACCUCGCUCUGGAGAAAGAUCUCCGGCCCCACGUCACCGAGAAGCUCAUCAGGGGCGCCAGGGACGAUGGUUUGGGGAAGAAGGACAAGGCUGGCAAGACGCCACUUCAUUACGCCGUGAACUACGCCCAAUGCAGCGACGAGAGGGUCAAAAUCAUCGACCUGUUCAUCGCCCGAGACAAGCACUUGGUCGCCAAGGUUAGGCAGAAGAACCCCAACGAACCCGUGAAGACCUUCUUGGACGAGGAAGACCAUAAGAAAGCCUCCGUCUACCGGCAGCUUGCCACGUAUAUUGCCUCCUCGUUAACUCCGGCAAAGACCUCCAAGGCUGGAGCCGGGGAGGACGGUGGUAAGAAGCAAGUGGGGACGGGGAGGAUCGAAGCCGAGGACCAGUCAGGAAGUGUCCGGCGACCAGACCCUAAGAGCGCCGAUCGGCAGAAAGAUUCAAAAGUGCAGACCGUGCGUGAUGGCGUGCGUGGACGCGCCGGCCCCGGAGAGAAUGGCCGCCAAAGUGAUGACCGCGAUCGUGACGCCGAGAGAGGGGACAGGCGAGGACGACAGCAAGAAGAGAAGAGGCGAGAAGAAAUGCGCCUGAUGCUCCGGGAGAAGGAGGCCCGCGAAAGAGACCCCCGUGGCCGCGACCAAGAUGUCAGGAGCCAAGUUCGGGGCAGUCGUGAAGACGAGAGCCGAGACGCACGCGAUUUCCGACAAGAGGACACAGUGCAACCCAAGGGGCCCGUUGAAGUCCUCAGGUCCGAGCCGUUGCAGUCGCCAAACACUUCGCUCAAAAGAGCCCCCACGUGGCGGAGGUCGGACGCCAUAGGGGAAGCCAAAAAGGAGGGGAAGCCGACUAAGAAGAAGUCGGAGAAAACCGACCCAGAAUCCCUGGCCAGGAACUCGAAAGCGAUCCUUGCCAGGCUGAAGCUACACUACAUGAGAACAAGGAACACAGAAAGAGCCACCACAUUCCUGUACGGCAAGAAUGUCGAAGGGAUACACAUCUGUUUCGAGUAUGAUAAGCUCCCUAGGGAGAUUAAAGAAGAAACAUUCGUCAAGGGCUUCGGGGAAGACCAGGAGAGCGGCAUCAAGUUCGACGAGAUCCUGCGGCACGUGUCGUUUCCAGAGGUAGUUGUGAAGCGGAAGCCGGGGAGAAACCUCAAGGUCACGGGCGCUGCUGGACGCCAUGACAUGGAGUUUUUCUUCCAGUGGCUCUAUAAAAAGGUAUGCAACGUUUUGCUCCCGUUUUCUGGGAUGGAAAGGAAACUAAUUCCUGCACGCGCUGCAUGGCAGGGCGUCCGCCACAUCAUCAAAGUGACCGUCGACGACACCUCGAUCCCGGCCCAUGGCGAUGAGGCCAUCCAAACCUCGCUGGAGAAAAUUGUCGUGGAGCAACUCAACUGGAGCAAGGUUGACCUCGACCCCCGCACUAUCUGCCGAAUAGGUACCAGGCUUGAGAAGGAGCCAGGUAAGUUCGUGGAAGCUCCCAGCCAGCUGACCGAAGUUGCUCUGCGAUGGAGUGGAAACAACGCUGUUUUGCGGGCGUGGAGCGAGCGUGAGGGAUUGUCCCUGUUGCCUAAUCUCUCGAGAAUUUAUCUUCACAUGCCCCCAGUGACGGAAACUUGUGAUUCACAGCAAUGGGUCAACAAAAACGUUUCCGAUUUUGAGGAGCGGCUCAAUGAAAACAUCAGAAGUAUGAAGGCAACCCUCCAGGCUUCUCUGUCGUCUGGGGAGGACGAGAUACCCAAAAAAGCCGGGGAAGCGACACCAACCGCGGCGGCCAAACCAGCCGAUGAGAGGCCACCUGCAGGAGACAGUAAAGGAGACAUGGCACCACCGAAGUCGGUUGACGUUUUUCCGAUCACCCAAGCCCCAGUCAAGUCCCAAAGGGCGCCUGACGGCUCCAGGUUCACUGGGGGGGCAACGUCACCGUCCACCCAGAGCAUCAACUCGCACCAGUGGCUCGACUGCAUGGACACCUUUGCUAGCAAAUUUAAGCCCUUCUGGGAGCAAACCCUUGCCGACUUUCUCGCAUUCCGCAGCCAGCGUGCUGGAGAGACGGCGAAGGGGUUGGAGAAAGACGUCGUGGUGGCUCUGAUUGAUGACGGCGUGGAUUCGUGUGACGACGACUUGGCUGGUCGGAUCUUGCCUGGAAAGACGUUCGAUUACCAGGACGAUGGCAUGAGGCCGCACUUCGUCUCCGCCACGGGCCACGGUACAGCCAUGGCCAGCAUGAUCACACGGGUGUGUCCCAUGGCCAAGAUCUACCCCAUCCGGUUGAAGAUGCAACAGGACGAGAAAGGAGAGCCGCGGGUUGUCAUGAAAUCCGCCGCGUUGGCCAUAGAAGCCGCGCUAGACAGGCGCGCCACCAUCAUCUCCAUGUCCUGGACAGUGCCGGUCCAAAAAGAGAGUAGCCAAGACAAAGCCCAUCUAGAAGCGGUGCUCGAGCGCGCCGUAGCUAGCGACACGCUGAUGUUCUGCUCCUCCCCCGACAGCGGCCAGUUCACAUCCAAAGACUACCCGACCGCCUACAACCGCGAUCGCUUCUUCCGCAUCGGGGCCGCCAAUGAUGACGGCAGCGUCUUCCGAUGGACCGGGACCAUCGACAGCCUGGACUUCAUCCUACCGGGGGUCGACGUCGUGCGGAACCACUCCACGAAUCGUCUGCCCGACAGGGUCAAGGAGAUGAGAUCGGACACGGGCUCGAGCGUCGCGACGGCGCUGGCUGCGGGGCUGGCCGCCACCAUUAUCUACUGCGUCAAGGCGAGCGCGAUGGGUCUCCUGACGGCCGGCAAGAAGGAGGGCGGUGAGAGUAGUGAGUUCCUGAAGCUCAUUCCCCCGGCCGAGGCGGACAGGAUUGCCAAGCAUGCAAACAUGAAGCAGGCGUUUCCUAAGCUGGGCAAGCUGACCAAAGAGCGCUUCAUUCCGGUGUGGGAGUCGCUCUCGCCGGUGAAUGAGGUAUUCAAUAAUGACUUUGCAGACCCGAAGAAGCUUGAGGUUUUAGUCAAGUUUGUCAUGGCCUUGAUCCCGCAGUAGGGCUGGCCCUUCUCUGGUGACAACUUGAUGGUGCUGUACUUUGUGGGAAGUUGCUUGGCAUGGGUCGAAGAUAUCUUUAUCACCAACUAUCAGCUCAUUAUCUCCUGCUACAUCCCUGAACAUAACCUUGGCUGAAACUACGAUCCAUCUCCCCCAGAGCUCGACACAUAUCCUUAACAUCUGGCCGAACAUCUUGAUGAGCAGCGACGGGUCGCUAUAGUUCUCAACGUCCUUGCCCUCGUAAUCCCCGGGGUCUGUGAGCUGUCGCCUGGGUUGAUUCCAUAUAAGCGCCAAACAUUUAUUC